Molecule: messenger RNA, 2170 nt
Organism: Girardinichthys multiradiatus
Lineage: Eukaryota; Metazoa; Chordata; Actinopteri; Cyprinodontiformes; Goodeidae
Product: transmembrane protein 125-like
Exons: 2
Coding region: 621-1316 (231 amino acids)
Source: RefSeq, a predicted model, not a curated record
CUUCUGUAGUGCAGUCAUUGUGUUCGCCAUCCAGCCCAUUGUCUGUGCUGGGGCAAAAUGGACAAUGUCACCAAUCUUUGAGUCCAAACAUGAUCCAACAGUGCUGUCAUGACUUGUUUUUUUUCCACUGACCCAGACAAGAUGGAGUUGGUGUGUGAAGAUUGGAGGGUGUGGGUGAGGAUCAACCUGGCACUGGGGUGGAGAAUGUGAGAAGGAUGCAGAAUAUCGAUCGGUGACAUCAGUACUGUCAGAAAUCUCCAAGGACAGUCAUGUACAGGGAUGACGUAAACAUCACUGCUAUUUCUUUACCUCGAAAUAGAUUCACACUGUUCUAGUCUCUGCCUUUGCACUGCUGGAUUCUUGUUGCUCCUCUGCCUUCAGCUUGGAUCAAGAUUCUAGACUCUACAACCAGCUAAAUCCCUUGAACUUGCUGCUGCAAAUGAAUGAGAAAAGGCUACUGGACUACUAGAAGUUCUUCUAGGAGGAAUUACUUUUGACUUCAAAUGAGCAUUAUCUCGUGUAAAGAAUGAACCAAGACCUGGCAACUGGGGUAUUUUCCAAGCUAUUGUUUUGCUUUGAACAAAGAUGCAGAGGGAUGAACAACACAUGAUUACAGCUAGAUGGAGACCCUUUAUUACACCAUGCGUCAACCUCCAAGCCUCUACCUGGACCCCUUAGUUACACAGCAGCAUGGCCUGGAGGACGAAGUGCAGUUCUGGUGGUUCCGAGAACCAAGAAGGUCCUUGUUUUGCUACUGCGCCUCAGUGGCCCUCAUACUGGGACUGGGCCUUGGUGGCGUGGGGCUUCUUUACACCACCAACAGCCUGUCUGUGGAAUGGCGUCUUGGAGUGGGAACCACCCUCUGCCUCCUUGCCCUCGCUGUUUUACUCAAGCAGCUCCUAAGCUCCGCUAUCCAGGACAUGAACUGUGUCCACAGCCGACGUCAGAUCGAGCAGCUGCGGAGCGGCGGGAGGGCUGAUCCUGCACUGAUUUUAGUUGUGGGGCUGGCAGUGAUGCUGUGCGGGGUGGUGCUGCUCUGUGUGGCCACAAUAGGCAGCCACAGUCAUGACAGCAGAGAAAUGGUGGUGUCUGGCGGAGUGCUCAUGGUUGCUGGUGCCAGUAUGGGUCUAGCUGUAGUGGGCUACAGUGUGAUGAUGCGUCUCAAGAGGAGAAGGGAACAGAGGAUGAGGAGAAGGCUAAGAAUCAGGAGAGCGAGGAGGCUGAGGGGUCAAGCUGUCCGAGUGUUCAGCGUUUCUCCUCAGCAGAUGAGUCAAGCCAGGAGAGACACAUCUACCAGCAGAACAAGUCUGAUCUGAAAGGACUGAAUAAGAAAAACUGCACAUAAAAAAAGACAAAAGUAAAGUAAAAGUGAAAUGUUGCAGUUAGCUGGAAGUAAAACCAAUAAAGACUAGAAUCACAUUACACGUCUCUGUGAGAGUCUUUAUGCAGAAUAUGAUACUCAUAGUAGGGGGCCAAUAAAUCAAUAAAAGUGAAUGCAGCUCCUAUUUUGACAGCAACGUUUUUUUUAAUAUGGCUGUUUGUAGAUGCACAGUAGGAUAAUACAACUUCUUUCAAAGAUAGGGGUUGGCUCUGAAAGAGGUUGAACUACUCUGUGUACCAAAGUUUUCUGGAGCCAAAUUUGAGCCCAUCUGUCAGACAACUGAAGCUUAGCUGAAAACUGCUCAUCAACAGGGCAGUGAUUUCAAACACAGCAGCAAAUCUACAACAGAACCACUGAAAAAGAGAAGAAAUAAACCUCAGUUGGGUUGAAAUGUUGUAGUUUGACCUUAAAAGAGCCAUGCAGAAACACAUGUUUGCAAGACUCAGUAAUUAUAAACAUGAUUGUAAAGAAGAGUGGGCUAAAACUGACAAAAUCCUAUAGAAAAAGGUAACCUGAAGUUAUAAAUGAUAUUAGACCAUAUCGCAGAGUGUGUGGCAAAACCUAAACACAGCAUAUCAGAAAAUAAACAUCUAAAUCCAGCUACCAGCUAAAAAAGCUGGUUGAGCGUUGAUGGCCCGGACUAUAUUACAGCCCAUAAUUCAACAACCUGUUGAAUCAUAUUCACUCAUUCUUCUCCACUGCUCCAUUUUGAAUCUGUUAAAGAAACAAUGACAGUACAGAAUCUAUUGUGUGUUUUUGUACAUUUAAGUUUAGAUGUAAUUAAUCUCA